UCUCUCCGCCUCGCUUUCUCUUUCUCCUCCGCCCUGGGUUGUCAGCAUUUUGCUUCAUUUUAUUCACCAAAAACAACAACAACUUCCGUGUUUUGGAAUUAGCAUAUACCCUGCUCGACCAGCCUUUAGGAGAACUAUUACACCAUGGAGUUUCUUCAGAAGCUGCUGUCUGGUUUCAAGCUUGACCUGGGACCGUUAAAGGAGCCGCUGGGAUUUAUUCGCCUUCUGGAGUGGCUCUUCAGCAUCUUCGCCUUCGCCACGACCGGCGGAUACGAGGGGUUCCUGACCAUGACGCUCAACUGUCCACACGGAAAUACACAAGACAUUACUGCACACUUCGCCUAUCCUUUCAGACUCCAGAGUAAGGCGUUUGAAAUCCCACACUGCAACGCCAGCCUCCCCGCCAACACGACGUACCUGAGGGGGGAUUUCUCGUCCUCCGCCGAGUUCUUUGUGUCCGUGGGCGUCUUUGCUUUCCUGUACUGCACCUUCACCCUCAUUCUGUACCUGGGCUACCAGCAGGUCUACAGGGAAACCACACGAGGACCCAUCGUUGAUCUGAUCCUGACUGGGAUCUUCGCGUUCCUGUGGCUGGUCUCGUCCUCUGCCUGGGGAAAAGGGCUGACCGACGUGAAGUACGCCACCAACCCCAACACCCUGCUCGGUUACUGCACUCCAGAGUGUGUGACCAAGCUCUUCCCCGCCAUGGGACGCCUUAAUUCCUCUGUGGUCUGCGGCUUCCUCAAUCUCAUCCUGUGGGCGGGAAACUGUUGGUUCAUCUUUAAGGAGACUCCGUUCCACAAGCCUUCUCAGCCUUCCUCCAACAUGGAGCAAGGAGGCAGCUCCUAAUUGGAUAUGGCAGACUCCUCCCACUCCAUUCAAGCCAAUCAGAAAUUCGAGUAUACCACUGCGGGUUCACACGGACUCGUCCCUAUGUAAAGUAAAGUAAAGUUUUGAUACGAAGAGGUUUCGGUUCACAGCCGGUCCCCGGUCUUCACCGUGCAGAACGUUCGGUCUGGCCGUUCGGCAGAAAGUGCACGUCUCGGUCGUGUUGCCUGGUGCCGGUGUUAUCGUCUACAUCCCAUAAUUUUGUUUUGCUUCGUCGCUAAUAGUUUGUUGUUCACUGUGUAUACAGUUGAGUGUAAAAAAUUUUUUAAAAAAGAUAUAUCUAAUAUAAAUAAUUGGUUUGUCUACCAGCACCCCAGCAGACACGUUCCUACUAAAUCACCACAUAUGACCAAAAAAUAUUCAAAUUAAUAACAAAAUAAAUGUGUAUGUUUAGUAUGUUCAUCCGUUAACUUACAAACAUCUUUAAUAUAGCCUGAGCUUUUGGGUUUUUUUUUCCUUUUUUAUCCUGAGGUGCCAAUAUUUACACAGCAUUUACCAUUUUUCAUCUCUUGUUAUAGCGUUACAUACGAGUGACACCUGAAAACAUUUUACGCCCAAAAAAAAACCAAGAAAGCAGAAAACGGAUCUGGGAUGUGAAAGAUUUAUUUGCUUUCAGUAGGAGCUACUUUCACUUCACGUCUAGUGUGGUCAGUGUAAUCAGUUCCGUCUUGGACCUCUGUUUUUUUGGUUGUCUUCUGUACACAUUCGAAGCCACUCGACCACCAACAUACACCACGGUUUUUUGUUUUGUUUUGUUUUUCCUCACCUGCUAGAUUUUUGUACAAUCUUGGUAUCUCUGUCUAUCCAUUCAAAUCAGAUCUAUUGGCAAAUCUUUGCUCAUUUUUCUUGUCAAAAUCCGUUUUAAUUCUAGAGCUUGCGAGGACCCUGGCAAAACUAGUUUUCUGUGUUACAGAACACGCCCAAAUGCUAAUUUCAAAAUACAAGGGGGGGGGGUGCAAACUUUUGCACUCAACUGUAUAUGCACUUAUACGUCUGUGUAUGUGUAUUUUAUAUUGUUUUCUCUUCGUACCAACUGUACGCUUUAUGAUUUAGAAACCCGCACACAGAACGUGCCUUCUGUACCCUCGGACGUUACACACUUUAACAUGUAGAGUCUUUAUAGAGUAUGAAUUAGACUAUUUAUUCAUUUAUUCUGACAUCUAAGUGCCUCAAAUUACAGACAUCCGUCGUCUGUCUGGGACAUGAAAAUAACACUUUCACACUGUUCUCGCUCCGUUUAGAGACGACUCUCGCACCGAAUCCAGACCUUAAUACACUUUCCCAGUGCGUUGUGUUCAAUUUAUUGACGGUGUACACGUUUAAUUGGUUGAUGUCCCGGUGAUAAAUGACUUGUGAUUUGUUUUUGAAGAAGGAGGAAAAAAAUCGGAACCAUUAAACACUAACUUACUUUCUUUUCUUUAGAUAUACAUUACAGUUUAUUCGAAUCAGAAACACGCUUGUACAUUUUUCUGCGUAUACGCCAAGCCAAGCAGUCAUAUUCUUAUUCUUAUUUCUGGUGUCAGUGUGUACGUUUUAUAUGAAGUACACCUUGUAAGAAAAAUUCAGUUCGAUUAAAGCGUUGUAUUACUCGAGAGUAGGCAUUUGCUGACAUUUCAUUGGUAAAUAACAAAAGCGGCCUAGUGUGGGUUUUUUUUUUUGUUUUUUUUUUUUAAUUAGUCUACGAUGUUGUGUAUUUUUACCCGAUUUCUAACCUGUUUGUCAGGUGUGUUUUCCCUGUAAAGGACAUGUAAACAUUCUUGUUUAAACUGGACCCUAAGAACAUUUCUGAAUAAAGCAGAGGGGUAGUGAUGUUAAUUUUACGUUAACAUUACAUACUGCUUACUGAUUUAUUGGCACAUGCCUGUUUGAGAGUAAUUAUUACAUCAUUUUAUAGCCAAAUUUACGUUCUUGUAAGUGUUGUUAUGAUCCCGUCAACGGGGAAUAACAUGAUCACACGUCACCUUGUCAUUUCUGCUUCUCUGCUGGUUUUUUUCUUUCUCUCUCUCUUUUUUUUUUUUUAUUAAUAUUGAUGAUUGAUUCAUUUCUAGCUUUGCUCAUGCAGUAUGAAAGCCUUAAAUAGAAUGUGCCUUAAUCUCUAAUCAGAGUUGUUUUUUUUUUUAUUUUUUAAAUAAUAUAGUGCUUCACAUUAUAUAUAUUCCAAAUUGAGUUUUGCUAUUAAGGUUAAUUGACAUAACGACAUAAACGGAAGUGGAGAUAGAGGUCCGUUCUGUCUCCUCGGUAUUUAAGGGAAGCACACGUGCCCAUUUUCAUAUCGCUUCGGCUCUCAGAUGUUUUAAUACCAUCUGGAAACACCUUAGGUUGUAAACGUCUUUUUUGGUGAAAUACAUUGUUCUUACACUGUGUUUUGUGUCAGGAAAAAAUCACAUCAGUUGAGUUUGUUUUUGUUUGCAUUUUCUAUGUUGUAAAGUAUUAAAUGAAGAGCGCUUCAUUGCC
Messenger RNA from Ictalurus furcatus (blue catfish), 3342 nucleotides. RefSeq names its product synaptophysin-like 2a (gene sypl2a). Gene Ontology annotation, cellular component: synaptic vesicle membrane; synaptic vesicle. The coding region runs from base 145 to 849 and encodes 234 amino acids. The transcript has 6 exons. The record is from RefSeq and is a predicted model, not a curated record. Lineage: Eukaryota; Metazoa; Chordata; Actinopteri; Siluriformes; Ictaluridae.